This is a messenger RNA of Colletotrichum truncatum, 2550 nucleotides long. The record is from RefSeq and is a predicted model, not a curated record. NCBI's taxonomy places the organism in Eukaryota, Fungi, Ascomycota, Sordariomycetes, Glomerellales, Glomerellaceae.
AUGCCACACUCACUUGCGUCUUCAGAUUCGGUUUCUUCAUCUCGGUCUCUUUCAACAAUCCCACCAACAUUACAACAGCUCCCAGAUCUCCCCCGACAAGAUCUCCAAAACCUCAUCGCCUCCAUCUCUCAGUCAGCCACGCUCAUUACGCAAGUAUACCCGCGCCUUCGAUCCAUCGAAAAAGUCUUGGACACCGCGAGGCCACGUUUUGAUCCGUCUACUCUACGUUAUUUGCUCCCUGACGCAUUUGUCAAGGCCAUUCUCGUCCAUCUCCCAGCCGCUGACUUUUCUGUUUCGUCGCGAGACACUGUUGGAAAGCUGCACAAGGUCUGUCAAAUAUGGCAAAUUGACUCAAAACUUCUUCUCUUCCAGAUCGGUCAUGAUUACGGCAAGAAACGAGGCCAGCCUUUUUUCACAGCCCUGCUCGUCCUCGCAAAGCUCAACCACAAGUGGGACAGUUGCCUAAAGCUCCUGAUCAACCAGGUAUCAGUUCGCCAGCGAUUGGGAGGCCAUCAUAAAUGCGUACAACGAGUUGAUGUCCAAAAUGUCAUCACUAUCUUGACACCUCCGAGAAACAGCGUCUCCGAGACCGACAGUAACGAGCCAACGCCUAUCGUAAGCAGACCAAACCAGGAGUCCCAACAAGCAAUACAUUCGCAAGCUUCCACUUGCAAAGCCUUUCCUAGUCACAAAAGCCCGGCAGUAGCGGCAACGAACGCCGUGGGUGUAGAGCGACAAGACUCUGACCUCGACUCUAACAUCGACUCUGAUCUCGACUCUGAUCUCGACUCUAACAUCGAGCUUGACAUCCAGGUCGACCAAGACUUGAAUCAGAACAUCGACGCGACAAAUGAGCAUAAGAACUUUCCACAAGGGAGACAACCUGUCGCAACAUCAGCAUCCUCCAAGGCGCCUCUGAAAGCACCGCCCGCCGUGAGGGAUUCGCCUGAAGCUUCACUUGAUGGGACAUUAUCCGAGGAGCAAACCUCUUUGGACCAGGAUAGACACCAGAAGAGACACCUCACAGGAGCAGAAGAAGACAGAGAGAUCGAAGAGUCGGAAGAACCCGAGAAAGCCAGACGGACAAGUUCAGAGCUCGGGUAUACCCUCCCCAAAACCCAGAAAGCGCCGCCGGGCACCGACGUUGAAUACCAGCACGACCUCUCACCGCCAUCUUUACAUUCGCCUUUGCUUCUAUCGUUUCCAUUGUCGUCACCGUCGCGGUCGCCAACGCCCGAAGCCAACCAUCAUUUCGACGUGGAGCUCAAGGGUCACACCUUUCCAGAAGCCGACGUAGAAGGAGAACGCAGAGAAGCAGACAAAAACACAGACGGCACUAACAACACACCGGCAUCUUCCAGCUUCCCAACUAAGAGGUGCCUGUCCUUUAGUGAGACGGAUUCUCAGUUCACACUAGUCCCCGCGUUGCCAAAUAUGGAAGGCAAAGACCAAGCGGACGGGCCCAAGAGGUUUCGAGUCGAGCCGUCACCCCCCCUUGUCCCUGCUGAGGAAACUGAUGCCCUCCUGCUCGAUACUACCUGGGUCAAGGGAGCGCUGCUGAAUGGCGCGCUUGGAAGUCUCUGCGACUUGUUGGCCCCGGAUGUGUGCUACUUGGACUCUGCCGAAGUGAGCCGGAUGGCGGAAGACAAGUACUCUCCUCGUUCUGAGACCCUGUCGCUCAUCUUGGCCAGUAAGACGGUAGUACUGCCACUGCAUGUGUGUAACAAUCAUUGGACCUUGGCUAUCGUGAGAAAGGCCCGCUUCACCACUCCCUCAGCUAAGCUUUACGACUCCAUGACGUCCGAUAAACACACCAACGCAGCUCAGCAGCUCAUAGGCGCCUUCUUCAAGCACUACUUGCCGCAGACUCCCUAUUUCUCUCGCGUGGCUGACCCAUGUCUGACAAACCGUCAGACGAAUGGGUCGGAUUGUGGAAUUUUUGCCUUUGCAACCGGGAUAUUCAGAGUCACACAGGAAGACAUCCCGGACAACUUACACGGCGGGCUGUGGCGACGGGUUUUAGCUGCGUGCCUUGGAGGAAGGGUUAUAGAUUGGGAUUCGCUUCUUCCUGUAGCCCGUUGCCAGUCUCCGAACAAGGAAGUUGUUGAUGUAUCGUCGCCUUCAACGAUGGUAGGAGACCGAUUCGAACAAUUCGAGGCCGCAAGACAACAACUAGAGAAGAGACGGGAGGCGCUGACAGCUGAACUUAAUUCGGAUAUGAUUGCAAUACGAGAAUGGCACAAUCGUAUAGCCUCGGCGCUCGCAGUUCUUGAAAGCCUCCGCCGGGCAGCGCCGGAACGGAUCGAGCAGUUGCAGGCUCAGUUCGAAACAGCGACUUCGAUGGAGUCAGUACUCACCCUCGUUGACGGUCAUAACAGAGGCCCCUCUUCCGUCAAGAUAGAUCGCCAAUGCUCUAUGGUGCGACAGACGCGUGUGCGAGUUGAGGCCGUUAUAGAGCAUCUGCAAUGCUUAGCAGACAAGGUAAAUAGUUCGUACGAAGAGUGGUCUCAGAGAAUGAAGAGUGUCACGGGUCAAGACCCAGUAUCAUGA